CAAAAUCCAAUUCUAAUCUAUUCUAUAUUUGCGGAAGGAAAAUCAAUGGUUUCCAAAGAAAUUCGAAACGAAAAUCCCCUUGUACUGUUAUAUUUGUUCAUUCAUCCAUAAAUUUCCAUUAAUCAGUUCUGCUCGUGCCUAGGUUUUAUAAUUUUUCUCUUUUCAAUUUCCGCUUUCGAUUGUCAAUAGGGUUUGUUUUCCGAUUUCUAGGGUUUCCUAUCUCAUGCCUUAAUUCUUUCUUUGUCCCAAUUAACUUCUUCAGUUUUACAAUUUUUUUUUUCGGGGUUGAAGAAUUAAAUGAGAUGGGUAGGGUAAUUGAAGGAAAAGAAAAUUCAAAUUCGAAUUCGAAUCCUUCCUUGUAUUCACUGCAACUGAAUUUAUUUGGAUGUCCAUUUCAAUUUGGGUCGGGCAUCGACACAUUUUCCAUUGCAUGUGAAGCCUUCUCUGAACAUUUCUUUCUUUAACUAGAAUUAUAACUGUACAGUUCAAUUAGUUUUUCAAAAUUUUUUUUUCUUUUUCUGGAUUAUAUUUUUUAAUUUUUUGGGUAUGAAUUGUGGGGAUAUUGUGUGGAGGAGUGAGAAACCAAAGAUGGAACAUACUGAGUCUGAUGUCGUAGAAAUUUCCCCCGACAAGCGUUACAUUCGGUAUAAUGAAAUCCUUGGGAGAGGAGCAUUCAAGAAUGUCUACAAGGGUUUUGAUGAAAUAGAUGGAAUAGAAGUUGCUUGGAACCAAGUGAGCGUUGAUGAUGUACUGCAAUCACCUGAACAUUUAGAGAGGUUAUACUCUGAGGUUCACCUGUUAAGGACCCUGAAACACGAAAACAUCAUAAGGUCAUAUGCUUCUUGGGUGGAUGACGAGAAAAAAACUAUUAACAUGAUAACUGAGUUGUUCACCUCAGGAAGUUUGAGGCAGUACCGUAAGAGGCAUAAGAACAUUGAUUUAAAGGCCAUCAAGAACUGGGCUAGGCAGAUCCUGCGAGGUUUACAUUAUCUGCACACUCACAGUCCACCUAUUAUUCAUAGAGAUUUAAAAUGUGACAACAUCUUUGUCAAUGGGAAUCACGGAGAAGUUAAAAUUGGAGAUCUUGGAUUGGCCACAAUUAUGCACAAACCCAUUGCUCGAAGUGUUAUUGGUACUCCCGAGUUCAUGGCCCCAGAGCUUUAUGAAGAGGAAUAUAAUGAGCUGGUUGACAUUUAUUCUUUCGGAAUGUGUAUGUUAGAGUUGAUUACCUGUGAAUACCCAUACAGUGAAUGUAAAAAUCAAGCACAAAUAUACAAGAAGGUCACUUCAGGCAUAAAACCAGCUGCUCUGAAUAAAGUGAAGUACCCCGUAGUGAAACAGUUCAUAGAAAAUUGUUUGGCUCCAGCAUCUCAGAGGUUAACUGCUAUGGAGCUCUUGAAAGAAGCAUUCCUUUUGGCCGAGAAUCCUAAGGAUUUAAUGUGUGGUCCUCUGCAGCUAACUGAUUUUACACCUAAGUCAACGAUCUCGCUAAAAUCUGAUUUGCCUUUCAUGGACGUGGACCCUAAUUACAAUAUGAUAUCAGCUGGCACUUGUGCGCGUAGCAUGAUUGGAACUUCUUCUACUGUAAAACUUCAGAGAUACAGUGAGAGAAAUGAAUUUACCAUAGAAGGGGAAAAGUUUGACGACGAUACAAUAUCUUUAAAUUUGCGGAUUGCUGACUUGUCUGCAGGUCGGACGAGAAAUAUUCACUUCAUAUUUUACCUUAAUGCUGAUACGGCACUUUCAAUUGCUUCGGAGAUGGUAGAACAGCUUGAUUUGUGGAGUGAAGAUAUUGCUUUUAUAGCCGAGUUAAUUGACAGCUUAAUUUUAAGACUUGUGCCCACCUGGAAAACUUCUUCUGGAAGUUUGGGUGGAGCUCAGAGUUCUUACGGUGUUUCUGCUGUGCUUCAGAGUAAUCAGGUAUUAGCACCCCAUACCGAAGACUAUGGCUCAAAUAUCAUUCCUGGCAGAGAAGGUAGUUUGCAAGGCUUUUCUUCACAGUUCUCUGGAUCAAAAUGCAAUGAUGCUGGAGAAUCAGUCGUGCCAUCUUCCAAACACAAUGUGGUAUCAACCUCAGAUGCCAGACAUAAGAAUGAUUGGAUAUCCGCUUGUGACCUUGAGAAGCACAAGGCGAGCAUUGGUGAAUCGCUAAUGAGUGAAUGUACAAAGAAUUCAUGGACCUCCUUCGUGGGUUCAUGGAAUGGUGUGUCUAAUGAUAUGUGUGUAAGCAUUACUUCCUUGCCGCUGAGUGAAAAAGACCACGACAAAGAACACUGCCAUGACCUGAAGCUAGAGCUUGAUGCAAUUGAUUUGCAGUAUCAGCUACGUUGCCGGGAGCUUCUGAGGAUGAGGGAGGAGGCAAUUGAAAACGUCAAAAAGAGGUGGAGCUCAAAGAAAUUGUUUGUUGUCUAAACAUAAUAGUUUCUUUUCCUUAUUUUCCCAACCAAUUUCUUUACUCCAUUGUGUAAACCUUACUUUUGUUUUCACUUCCAGUACUUCAGGGUGUUAAAUAAGCUUUUUUAAUGUUUGCAAGUUUAUUAUCAAGUGCUGGUGACCAGUUUACCUCUAGCAAUGUUAACAGUUUUUUAAUUUUUUGAGGAUUUUUGCCCUUGUUAUUUAUA
Messenger RNA from Olea europaea var. sylvestris, 2621 nucleotides. RefSeq names its product probable serine/threonine-protein kinase WNK10. The transcript is spliced from 7 exons. Gene Ontology annotation, molecular function: protein serine/threonine kinase activity; ATP binding. NCBI's taxonomy places the organism in Eukaryota, Viridiplantae, Streptophyta, Magnoliopsida, Lamiales, Oleaceae. The record is from RefSeq and is a predicted model, not a curated record. Gene Ontology annotation, cellular component: cytoplasm. The coding region runs from base 547 to 2412 and encodes 621 amino acids. Gene Ontology annotation, biological process: protein phosphorylation; intracellular signal transduction.